Messenger RNA from Nematocida homosporus, 708 nucleotides. RefSeq names its product 20S proteasome subunit alpha 1. The transcript has a single exon. The record is from RefSeq and is a predicted model, not a curated record. Gene Ontology annotation, cellular component: proteasome core complex, alpha-subunit complex; proteasome core complex. Lineage: Eukaryota; Fungi; Microsporidia. Bases 1 to 708 code for a protein of 235 amino acids.
AUGAGCGAAGAGCGUGUUAGCAGUGCAUUUACUGAAGAAGGGACUUUAUUACAAGUUGAGUAUGCUCUUGAAGCAUCUAAAAAGGGAAUGUCUUGUGUAGUACUAUAUGGCAAAGAAGGAAUAGCUAUGGCAGCUGCUAAAAGAGUACCUGAGAAGCUUAUGGAUGCUAAUUAUCUAUCAAGUUUCGUUGAAAUUCUACCUGGACUUGUAGCUAUUACUACUGGAUACCAAAUGGAUGUACAAGAGACAGUAAUGCGUCUAAAAAAGGAUGCAGUUGAUUUUGCUUAUGAUUUAGGCCGCGAUCCCACUCCAGAUCUAGUUUGUCGUCGUAUGGCCGAUCGGUGGCAGCGCAAGACGCAAGAGAGUCAUAUGCGACUGCCUGGUGUUGCUUUAGCCGUAGUGGGGUAUGAAAAGGGUCAACCUCUGAUAUACUAUACGGACUGUUCUGGGACUUUACUGCCAUGUAAGGGUAUGGCCUUUGGUGAGGGCGGGUCAGCCAUGCAAAAGCAGCUGGAAAAGAUAUACAAGCCAGAGAGUACUAAUGAUGAAAUUCUUGAGCAGGCCCUAGAUGCUCUUUCUAAAGCACUUGGUGCGGACUAUUUAGCUACUAAUGUUGAGUUGGCUUUAUUGGCUAAAGAUAAGAAACUGGAGCGUAUGGAGACGGAUAAGAUUGAUUCUUUAUUGGUUUUGAUUGCGGAAAAGGAGUAG